AUUGUCAAUGCCAACUUCUAACUGUUGUGUACUUCUAGCACGUGUUUCUUUUACAAUAAAACAAAUAAAAUGGGUGUUAUACAAAGAAUAAAAAAACCUACAACCCGUAAGGGUAAAAAAGUAUUACUGUCCAGAGAACCUAAACCAAUUGAAGGUCCUAAGCAAUGCAUUUUUCUUCAAGCUCGUAAUCCAUCCGAAAGAGCUAGAAAAGUUUUAAAAGAUAUUUAUGAUUUAAAAAAGCCAGAUGCAGCAUACUUAAGUAGAAAGAAUGAUUUUGUUCCUUUUGAAGACGGGACACUUAUUGAAAAAUUAUGCUACAAAAAAGAUGCAUCUUUAUUUGGAGUCAGUUCUCACAGCAAAAAGAGACCUCAUAAUAUUAUACUUGGAAGGACCUUUAACUAUGGCAUAUUAGAUAUGAUAGAACUUGGAGCAGAUAACUUUAAGGCCAUGUCAGAUUUUCAUAAUAUGAAAGUGUUAGCUGGUAUAAAACCUUGCCUAAUUUUCAACGGACCUGUUUGGGACUUGAAUCAAGACCUGAAAAGAUUAAAGUCCCUUUUUACAGAUUUCUUCUAUAGAGAAAAGGUCGAUUCUGUGAGACUUCAAGGCCUAGAACAUGUCAUUAGCUUUACAGCGACUGAUGAUGGCACCAUUUAUUUACGGUCUUACAGAAUUCAUUUGAAAAAAAGCGGUCAAAGAACUCCAAGAAUUGAAUUAGAAGAAAUAGGUCCUUCGGUAGAUUUUAAACUUCGUAGGACCAAGUUGGCUUCUGCUGAUUUGUACAAGGAAGCUUGCAGAAUACCUAAAGAAGUCAAGCCAGUGGCUAAGAAGAACCUGUCUACAGAUGCGUUCGGAACGAAACUGGGCCGUAUUCACAUGGGUAAACAGGAUAUAAACAGACUACAAACCCGGAAGAUGAAGGGUUUGAAGAAGACAACCGAAGAGAAAAAGCAAAUGCUAUUAAGAAAGAAAAUGGCUAAGAAAGAAGCAAAAAAAGGAAAUAUGUCAAAUGCAUAAACUUUUAUUAUCACAA
Molecule: messenger RNA, 1030 nt
Organism: Nymphalis io (European peacock)
Lineage: Eukaryota; Metazoa; Arthropoda; Insecta; Lepidoptera; Nymphalidae
Gene: Non3
Product: ribosome production factor 2 homolog
Exons: 5
Coding region: 70-1014 (314 amino acids)
Biological process (GO): maturation of LSU-rRNA from tricistronic rRNA transcript (SSU-rRNA, 5.8S rRNA, LSU-rRNA); ribosomal large subunit assembly
Cellular component (GO): nucleolus
Molecular function (GO): rRNA binding
Source: RefSeq, a predicted model, not a curated record